Metarhizium robertsii ARSEF 23 is the source of this 621-nucleotide messenger RNA. RefSeq names its product Major intrinsic protein. Gene Ontology annotation, molecular function: glycerol channel activity; water channel activity. The record is from RefSeq and is a predicted model, not a curated record. Lineage: Eukaryota; Fungi; Ascomycota; Sordariomycetes; Hypocreales; Clavicipitaceae. Gene Ontology annotation, biological process: water transport; glycerol transmembrane transport. Bases 1 to 621 code for a protein of 206 amino acids. The transcript has a single exon. Gene Ontology annotation, cellular component: plasma membrane.
AUGUAUAGGACUGGUGUUAUGCUCGGGUCGUACGUCAGCGGCAAGUCUGGCGGCCAUAUCAACCCAGCCGUUACCCUAGCAAGCUGUGUCUAUCGUGGCCACCCUUGGCGAAAAUUCCCCAUCUACGCCCUGGCCCAAACACUUGGUGGUAUAGUGGCCGCUGCCAUCGUAUACGGGAACUACCGUGUUGCUAUUGAUGAAUUCGAGGGUGGCGUGGGCGUUCGCACCGUCUCUGGCCCGAAUGCUACUGCCGACCUCUUUGCCACGUACCCUGCUGCUGCUUUUAUAUCACGUACCAGCAUGUUCUUUGAUGAAUUUCUUGCUAGUUCAAUUCUCCAGUUUAUUAUUUUUGCACUGUCUGAUGAAUUUAAUAAUUUUGGUGCUGGCCCCCUCAAGCCCCUGGGCCUCUUCUUUCUUGUUCACGGCAUUGGUGCUGGCUUUGGCUGGCAGACUGGUUAUGCGAUUAACCUCGCCCGUGACUUUGGCCCUCGACUGGUCACGUACAUGGCUGGUUAUGGCCCUGAGGUCUUUUCAGCCGGCGGUUAUUACUUCUGGGUAUGUACUUUUGCUCGCCGUCGCUUGCCUUUAGUACAACAUUCGGGACUGACACCUGAAAUGUAG